CUCGCAUUUGCGAAGUAAUUCAUCUCCACGAAAAUGCUACAGACCCGGUGGGGAGGCAUUGCGGCCCGUUUCAAUGCACGAAAUACACGCCUGACCUCUUUGACACGGACCGGAACCUCAAGCCACCAUGCCUACACUCCGACAGCCGCUCGACGCGUCCAUAUUGGAAGGUCACGUGUACCAUCCCUCACAUCCACACCCCCAGGCGCCCUACGACCAUCGAAAUUGCCGACUGGAUGCCGGCCGCCCUUAGGACGUUCAGUGCCUCUUACUGUUGGUGGGCCCCGCCUCCACUCCGCCUUUCCUACCAAAACCGUUAUCUUCGUUGUUGUCAUUGCAGCUGCCGCGCUUUACUUUGUUGAAAUCAAAACAGACGACUGGGCAGAUCAUGUACUCGCAUCCUUUGCGGGCGAUCCGAGUGCUACGCCUCUUCACUUCUACAAGGAUCGUGAAGAGGUAGACCAUUGGGCGCAUUACCAUAUCCCGAAUCCAAGUGACCCAUUGAAAGAUCCACAGGUGAUGAAACAAAUUAGUGAUCAGUUCACGAAGAUCGCUUUUGGUUGGGAAAUCGAACCUGAAGAGUCGAUUGAAUUCGAGAUACCGGUCACACAUGGAAUCAGAUUUAGGAGCAACGAACCCUGCGAAGAUUACUACGCUAUUGGCACCGCACCAGGACCUGGUUCAAAGCCUUGGAACUAUUGGUCGAUCUACGAUGGACAUGCGGGCCGCCACACAGCGUAUCAUCUCCAAUGGACUCUCCACCCGAGCCUCUCUCGCGCCCUCUCGAACCUGAGUCCAGCAUCCACCUCCUCUAUAAUCCACGCUACUAUCAAAGACGUCUUCACCAGCCUUGACAACGAGCUCAUGUCACGCGCGAAACACGCCGCAAACUGGUUCCCCGCUGCUAAUGCGGCCGCCAUUUCCGCAUUAACGCCCGCUUUCAGCGGCAGUUGCGCGCUCCUUGCAGCCUUCGACCCCGAGCAGAGUAAGCUACGCGUCGCCUGUGUCGGGGAUUCUCGCGCUGUCCUGGGACGUUGGGACCCGUUGGAAAUGAAGUACGUUGCGCAGCCACUUUCUACAGACCAAACGGGCUUCAAUGAGGCCGAAGUGGCUCGUAUCAAGGAGGCUCAUCCAGGCGAAGAAGACAUCCUUGAUCCAAAGAGCGGGCGACUUUUAGGGCUUGCUGUAACGCGGGCUUUCGGCGACCACCGCUGGAAAUGGGACAAUGAGUUCAUUAAGCAGCUGCAGUCCAAGUACUGGGGCACCGCACCACGCCCGCAGUCGAAGACCCCACCUUACUUGACGGCCGAGCCUGAGAUCACGGAGACAGAUAUCGUACGUGCGGACCCGAAAGACAAGUCUUCCAAAAGCGACUUUAUGAUUAUGGCUAGUGAUGGGCUGUGGGACCAUAUUAGCAGUGAGCACGCAGUUGAAUGCGUGGAACGCUGGCUCGAAGCUAAAGAGCGCGGCAACGGGAAGGUCUCUCAGGACCCCAGAAUGCAGCAACCAAUCUUCAGCAACGGCUUCAACGUCGACGAAGGCGUAGAAUAUGACGCUGAGACUGGAAAACAGAUUACUUGGAAGGCCGAGCCACAGUACUUCGCUAUCGAGGAUGACAACGCAGCUGUGUGUCUUGCUCGUAACGCCAUGGGUGGUACACGACGCGGGCUAUUCCUCGGCUUGUUGAGCAUUGCGGGUCCGCUCUGCCGUGAUGCCGUUGACGAUACGACUGUCAUGGUUAUCUUCUUUGAUCACAUUAGCAGAGAGGGCAAGAAGAAACCUGGAGGCGAGAAGAAGAGCUCAUGGUGGCCUUGGUGAGUUAUUCAGCGAGGAUAUAUGCUUUCGAUGGCUCGAUUAGAGCUUUUUGUCGUUUGGGGAGUGUAUAGUAAUUUGGUGUGCUGUGUAGGACGCGCGUGUGGGAUGCUGAGGUCAGCGGCGACAGCCGUAACGUUAAGGGUUAACCACGUCGCACUCUCUGUAUGGGAACCCCUUUGUUUUUCUUCUUGGACGAGGCGAGAGGACGAGGCGAGAUAGCCAGUGAGAGCAGCCCGUGCAGUACUUAUCGAAGGUUCUGUAUUUGAAGAGGUUUCCUUGCAGAGAGACUAUCGAGUUAAUUGGGGCAGUCGGGCAGUAGGACGUUUGAGAAAGGCAAGAUCAACAGCAAAGCGGAUGAACCCGGAAUUCAAC
Paraphaeosphaeria sporulosa is the source of this 2187-nucleotide messenger RNA. Its product is annotated as protein serine/threonine phosphatase 2C. Bases 34 to 1818 code for a protein of 594 amino acids. Gene Ontology annotation, molecular function: protein serine/threonine phosphatase activity. The transcript has 2 exons. The record is from RefSeq and is a predicted model, not a curated record. Gene Ontology annotation, biological process: protein dephosphorylation. Lineage: Eukaryota; Fungi; Ascomycota; Dothideomycetes; Pleosporales; Didymosphaeriaceae.